Molecule: messenger RNA, 2715 nt
Organism: Crotalus tigris (Tiger rattlesnake)
Lineage: Eukaryota; Metazoa; Chordata; Lepidosauria; Squamata; Viperidae
Gene: DYNLL2
Product: dynein light chain LC8-type 2
Exons: 3
Coding region: 341-610 (89 amino acids)
Biological process (GO): cilium assembly; microtubule-based process
Cellular component (GO): cytoplasmic dynein complex
Molecular function (GO): dynein intermediate chain binding; dynein light intermediate chain binding
Source: RefSeq, a predicted model, not a curated record
AGCGCUGGGGGGGACAGGGCAGCUCGCCAGAGGAGGCUUGCUGGCGGAAAGGAGCGGAGGGCGUCGACUCUGCUGCUGCUGCGAGCCCCACUGUCGCCGCCCGCCCGCCAGCGCGCUGUGCAAGCGAGCGACGCCACUUUCCAGACGCCUUGGCUCUCGCCUUGCCGGCCGCUGCGCUCCCGUUUAGCACCGGGCAAGAGAAGCGAGAAGCCGGGCGGGCGGGGCGCGCUGGGGCGGCGGGCACCUUGCUGCCGCUGCUGCUGCCUUUCCAAGGAGGGACGCCGGCGAGGGCUGUCGUCGUAACGCGGGUUUCCAAGGCGAGCCACUGUGAAGGUCCACCAUGUCUGACAGAAAGGCUGUGAUCAAAAAUGCUGACAUGUCUGAGGACAUGCAGCAGGAUGCUGUCGAUUGUGCCACGCAGGCCAUGGAGAAGUACAAUAUAGAGAAGGAUAUUGCCGCAUACAUCAAAAAGGAAUUUGACAAGAAAUACAACCCCACCUGGCACUGCAUCGUGGGCAGGAACUUCGGUAGCUACGUAACGCAUGAGACGAAGCACUUCAUUUACUUCUACUUGGGCCAAGUGGCGAUUCUGCUCUUCAAAUCCGGCUAGGGGUUCAGGCCAGCACCUGUGGGGGAGGUCACGGCUGGUGAGGAACAUGGACUGUAGCACUAAAGACAGGCUCCAGCUCUUUAACCAUGGCUGCACCACUGCAUGGACUCGAUACUAUAUUUAAUGUGUAUAUGUUGCCGUAAAAAAUACCUACAAUUCUCAUUUCUUUCUCUGUUUUGGGGGGAUUGCCUAAGAGAAGAAAGGCAGUGUAUUAUCCUCUCUUCCUCCUCUUUUUUUUUGUUUUUUGUUUGUUUUCCCUUUUAUGUUCCUGCUUCUUAUUUUUUUCUGUUCUUUUGCACUAGGAGAACUGUAAAAUGCUUCAACAUUGGCCUUUAAGUGAGAAGAAGAAAUAAAAUAAAACAAGAAACUUCAAUUCCACAAAACAAAUCUUUGGGUUUAACUUUCUUCUUGCAGAAGGCUGGAGGCCUAACCCUAGCAGAGCGGGGGCGGGGGAACUGUGUUAGGUGUAGAAUCUCUCUAAAAGUUCACUAAAUUAUUUUUAAAUUCCUGUCUAGCUUCCACUUCCCGAAAUGGCACUAUUGUCCCAUGAAGUCGCCUUAGCUCUAAACAAAGUGAUUGGAGGCAGCCCUGGGUGCGUCUAUGUAUCUGUGUGUUGUCUUGGCCUAAUUUUCUUUGCUUUUCUUUGAUUCACCCGUGCUGCCUCCAACACAAAUGGAGCAAACAAAGCUGAUAUGAUUUGCAAAAUGCGUGGUAUCCUCUAGAGGAGACGCUUCUCUCCCCCCCCCCCCCCAAAAGAAUCGCCUGGGCUAUCUGUAUCGACAUUUCUAAAGCAUUUUUCAAAUGAAAGAUGUCUACUCUUGUGUCCAAGAUUCUGUCGUGAUGCCCAAUGGAUGUGAUCAGGAUUUUCUAUGCCUGUUUUGAGUCUGUACAGUAUUGCCUUAUUGUAGCUCAUGUCCUCUCAUUGUGCAGGGAAGAUCCUGUCCAAAAUCAGUGGCUUAAAUGUUGCUGUGCUUUAAAUGUCCUCCAGUAAAGAUGAAUAGACCUUCAUCUCUUAGAGGCUGAACCCCAGUCUUCUUCUUCUGCUGGCUUUCUAUUCUGAUCCCCUCUUGACCCAACAAGAUGUCAGGAGUAGCUCUGUACCUAACUAGCUCCUGAACGUGCAAGGAAAGGUCUCCUCUGGGCUUUCUUAGCUUCCUUAGUCUAUGGUUGUACAGGAAUACGUUUAAGUUCUGUUGCAACAAUAAAAACAAACAAACCUGGGAUUGCUUUUUUAUUUUUGCAAAGGUGACGUACAAAGUACAGUGUUAGCUUUAACAUCUCUGGUUGCUUUUUGCAGUUCAAAGAGCCUAGAAAUUUCUAUUUUGGGGGGGGGGGGGAAGCAGUUCUUUAAAAACAAAUGGGAUGCAAAGAAGCAAGAAGACUUUUAUUGAAGGAGCUGGGUUCAUGGAGUUUCUCAGUCAUCCAGGUCCUUUCAAAAGGCAACUGGACCUUCUUGGGUUUUCCUUUUGAAAAGCUUUGCUUCUCAUCCAAGAACUGAAGAAGCAGCUUCUUGGAUGAGAAGCAAAACACUUCAAGGAAAAAACAAAGGGCCAAUCGCCUUUUGAAUAAGCACCUUUGAGAUGCCCUGGGUUCAAAGUGUGAGGAUGCGGCCCCUGUUCUUUUCCAUUCGAUACCCAAAGUUAUUGGUUAGAGAAUUAUGGCGGUCUCCCCUCAUUUAUUGGGGAGGGGGCUGUGUCUGAAAGAACAAGACAGAUCCAAAUCAUAAGAAUGCUGAAUCCAAAGCAUACCCCAAAAUAACAGGCUCCUUGUAGAACUGUUUCAUGAAACAAAACAAAUGGUCAAAGUUGGAACGGCUGUUGUGUUUAAUGUUCAUUGGUUUUUUUCCAUCCAAAGAGGUAGAGAGGCAGUGGCAAAGUAAGUGCCUGGGGUUCAGAGGGCACCGUCCCACAGAAAACAUUGUCCUUCAUUGGAGAAAAAAAAAAAAAAGACGACUGUCUUGUUUCUUUAAUUCUGUGCAUGAGUCCAACUGUGAAUAAGCUCACUUCAUGGAGUGCGAGAAACGAAUCCUUCCCAUCCUAACUGCAGUUGCUCAGACUAACCCUUUUUAUUUUUCAAAAACAUUAAAAUCAAAUUGACACAUUUAA